Penicillium taxi is the source of this 903-nucleotide messenger RNA. RefSeq names its product PP2C family serine/threonine-protein phosphatase. The coding region runs from base 1 to 903 and encodes 300 amino acids. The record is from RefSeq and is a predicted model, not a curated record. NCBI's taxonomy places the organism in Eukaryota, Fungi, Ascomycota, Eurotiomycetes, Eurotiales, Aspergillaceae. Gene Ontology annotation, biological process: protein dephosphorylation. The transcript is spliced from 5 exons. Gene Ontology annotation, molecular function: cation binding; protein serine/threonine phosphatase activity.
AUGACUACCGUCGACGCAGUUCGGAUCUUCGAUGUCGGAGCAGGUCAAGUCCAGGGUGCUAGACCAUAUCAAGAGGAUCGAUACACAGUCCUCCAGCCGGAAGAAUUCCCCGCGCAGACACAUGACAAGAUAGGAUUCUUUGCUGUAUACGACGGACAUGGAACGGGGUCAGUUUCAGAACAUGCCAGCAAAAACCUACAUUUUCUGUUCGCUCAACGACCCGAGUUUAACAAGGGUGACUAUGCCAGUGCAAUCAAGGCCGCUAUUUCGGACGAGGAUCGUGUAUUAUUCAAGCAAUUCAUGAAAGAGAGUGAAGAAUCCGGAUCCACGGUAGCGGUAUGUAUAAUCAACUUCACAGAGGGUGAGCUCAUUGUCUCAAACCUGGGCGACUCGCAUGUCAUUUUGGCGGAGAGAGAUCCCAAGACAGAGCAACCAUUUCACAUCAGACGGGUGACAGAGGCACACAAGCCGGAGAUUCCGAGUGAAAGGAAACGCAUUGAAGAAGCAGGGGGUGAAGUUGUGGUACGCAGGGGGAUUCCUCGAAUCGGAUGUCUUAAUAUGUCGCGCGCUCUAGGGGACUUGCAAUACAAGAACUUCAACAUAGUGAGCACGUCAGAAGACGGACCCACAACAAGUUCGACAUGGGGGAACUUCAUAUCAAAUGAGCCAUAUACAUCGAGACGAACACUUAAGAAAGAUCGACGGUACAUUCUCGUGAUUGCCUCAGAUGGUGUCACUGACCGCUUUGAGGAAACUGACAUAAUCCACCACGUGAUAGAGCUGACCCAACAGGGAAAGCGGGCUAGUGACGUUGCUGAAUGCCUCGUUAAUAGAUGUGGAAAUCAUAUAAGAAGUGACAACGCCUCUUGUAUAAUAAUGAUGAUAGACGGACAAGAGUCCUGA